Peromyscus leucopus (white-footed mouse) is the source of this 1245-nucleotide messenger RNA. RefSeq names its product dystrobrevin binding protein 1 (gene Dtnbp1). Gene Ontology annotation, biological process: platelet dense granule organization; neuron projection development; negative regulation of protein kinase activity. NCBI's taxonomy places the organism in Eukaryota, Metazoa, Chordata, Mammalia, Rodentia, Cricetidae. Gene Ontology annotation, cellular component: BLOC-1 complex; cytoplasm; neuron projection. The record is from RefSeq and is a predicted model, not a curated record. Bases 57 to 1106 code for a protein of 349 amino acids. The transcript has 10 exons.
GUCGGGGAGCGGCGGCGGCGGCGGCGGCGGCGCGAGGCCUGAAGGGAGGGGACGCGAUGCUGGAGACCCUGCGCGAGCGGCUGCUGAGCGUGCAGCAGGAUUUCACCUCCGGGCUGAAGACUUUAAGUGACAAAUCAAGAGAAGCAAAAGGAAAAAGCAAACCCAGGAGUGCUCCGUACUUAGCAAAGUACUCCGCUGGACUGGAAUUACUUAGCAGGUAUGAGGAUAUGUGGGCUGCACUUCACAGAAGAGCGAAGGAAUGUGCAGACGCUGGAGAGCUGGUGGACAGCGAGGUGGUCAUGCUCUCUGCCCACUGGGAGAAGAAGAGGGCCAGCCUCUCCGAGCUACAGGAGCAGUUGCAGCAGCUGCCGGCUCUCCUCCAGGACUUGGAGUCCUUGAUGGCAAGCCUGGCUCAUUUAGAGACGAGUUUCGAAGAGGUAGAAAACCACCUGCUGCAUCUGGAGGAUUUAUGUGGGCAGUGUGAGUUAGAAAGACACAAACACGCACAGUCCCAGCACCUGGAGAGUUACAAGAAAAGUAAGAGGAAGGAGCUUGAAGCCUUCAAAGCUGAACUGGAUGCAGAGCAUACGCAGAAGGCCCUGGAGAUGGAGCACACCCAGCAACUGAAGUUGAAGGAGCGGCAGAAGUUCUUUGAGGAAGCCUUCCAGCAGGACAUGGAACAGUACCUGUCCACAGGUUACCUGCAGAUCGCAGACAGGCGAGAGCCCAUGGGCAGCAUGUCAUCAAUGGAGGUGAAUGUGGACAUGCUGGAACAGAUGGACCUGAUGGACAUCUCGGACCAGGAGGCUCUGGAUGUCUUCUUGAACUCCAGCGGAGAGGAGAACAUUGUGCUGUCCCCUGGUUUAGAGCUUGAAUCCAACCCCUGUCAGAAUGAAAUGACUCUUCAGAUCCCAAAUCCCUCAGAAUCAGCACUCCAGCCACCUGCCUCACCCUCUGCGGGCACUGAUCUGGACACCGUCGAUGCCCCCCUCGUCCAGUCUGAUGAGGAGGAGGUACAGGUGGACACUGCCUUGGUCACACUACACACUGACAGAAAAUCCACCCCAGGUGUCAGUGAUGACAGUGACUCAACCCAGGACAUUUAAGUGACUUUGCCAGCUGUGUGUGUGCAGAAUCCUCCUGCAAAGCCGGGUUCUUUAGAGGGUUCUGGUUUUCCACAAUUUCUAAUGAUGUGUGAGACCCAUUAGAGAAGAACUCACAAUAAAGCUCUAGACUAAACAUUAA